AUGUUCGAGGGGGUGGUGAGCCAGGUGCUCGGCGGCCUCCUCCGCCGCUAUGUCAAGGGCAUCCAGAAGGAGCAGCUUAAGAUCGGCAUCUGGAAGGAAGAAAUACUGCUCGAAAAUGUAGAGCUGAUUCUGGAAGCCUUUGACUACCUGCAGCUGCCAUUUGCGCUCAAGAAUGGACGAAUUGGGAAGCUAAGCAUCCGGAUUCCUUGGAAAAAGCUUGGAUGGGACCCUAUCAUUAUUGUCAUAGAAGAUUGGAGCUCAGAUUCUCUGGACAAGAGAGAACUAGCUGGAAAGUUGGCCAAACUUAAUGCCAUUGAGCUUGCUAAAUUUUCUAGAAGAGUUACAGAUAACCAAACGGGACAGUCGUUUUUGUCCUACAUAUCAGCAAAGAUACUGGACAGUAUCCAAGUUUCUAUGCGAAAUGUUCAUAUUGUGUACAUGGAUACCCACAACGUUCAAGGGAACUUCGUAUUUGGUUUGGAAUUCUCAAGUCUCUCAAUACAAACAGAUACCCAGAAGCAAAGUUUUACUAUUUCAUUGAUGGCUAGGUCAAGACAAGAUGAAGUAAAUAAGAUAAUAGAGAUAUCAGAUGUUGGAAUUUAUUGUCAUCAGUUGGAAGAACAACAGGACCUAUGCCAUGUUGGUGCUCUUGAAAAUGGCCACUCAAGGGAUGAUUAUCUUGUAAAUCCAUUUUGUGUGACCGUAUCUGUGCUUGCUAACAAAGCUGCCAAGCUUGAUGGUACCCCUCAGUAUGACAUGACUGCAGAGCUAACUGCAUUGGCCCUAUCUGUUGAUGAAAUCCAGCUCCAACAAAUCUUAAAUCUUUGUGAUUACUUCACUAUCUGUGCUUUGCGAACAAAAUAUGGUCGUUACCGUCCAUCUCAAAGCUCUAUAUCUAAGAGAUGUAAAGGUUGGCAGAGAAUGUGGUGGCAAUAUGCUCAGAAUUCUGUAUUAGCAGAUGUUCGCAGAAGACUGAAGAAAACUUCAUGGCGAUGGCGUUAUUUGAAGCAGCGACUGAAACACCUACUAAGAUAUGUCAAAUUGUACAGAAUGAAAUUGGAGCUUUUGCAGAAAGGACAGAUUGUUAGUGAAGACAUUCUACAAGAGUUGGAAAAUAUGGACAGAGAAUGUGAUAUAGAUGACAUACUUAACUACAGAACAAUUGCAGAGCAACAACUGCAGGAAUCAUUGGUGAAAUCUUCCAAAGAUACUCAUAGUCCAGGAAGUCCUCGAAGCAAUGAACAGUUGACAGGGGCAAGCCAGGGAUGGCUAAACUGGCUUUCUCUUGGAAUGCUUGGUGUUGGUGGAACAGCUGACAGUAGCUCAUUUGCUGGUGUUAUUUCUGAAGACAUUAUUAAGGAUAUAUAUGAGGGAACGGAAUUUCAUCCAGUUUCUUCUGCUGAAAAUUGUUUGAAGAAAGAAAACUACUAUUCUUUGUUUGUUAGACUAUCUAUUUCUCAGAUAGUCACAACUGUCACCUCCAGGGGGUUUGGCAUGAAGCUUGUAGAUACAAUGUUUUCUGGGCUUGGCAUGGAAUGUAAAAUAUGGGAUGAUUCAGCAACUAUUCUUGCUUGGCUUGAUUCUCUUCAGGUUAUCAACCCACUGAAUGAAACAAAAAUCUUACGGGCUGAAAAGUGUAGCACUGGUGAUGGUCUUGGGGCACCUGUUAUCAGUAUCCAAGUUGAUUUUCCCAAGUCAAACGAAAGAUGGGAAGCUUCAACAAGAGUCGUUGUCCAGGAAUUCAGUGCCAUCUAUGAACCAGAAUUCUUUGUUAAUGUCCUGCACAUCUAUGAUCUGUUUUCCUCUUUCCAAUUUCAGCAUGAUAGGGUGGUUUCUUCUCUAAAUCGGUUCGAUAAUUUGGGAACAAGACUUGUCUCCAAACUGAAGUACAUGUCUGCUAAUCGUAAAAAACUUAUUUGGGAUUUGAGGAUUCAUCACUUCGUCAUUAGGCUACCAUCACAGAAUUGUGAAAGGAAAGAACUUGCCAUGGUUGUUGAUGCUGGGGAUGUAUUCAUUCAGUCUAAAGAUACAAUUGAGGAUAUUUCUCGAACACAAGAAAGCAAUUCCUUUCUUGACCACAUAUCAAAAAGCCUUCCUAGUUAUUUUUCUGAUGAUCUGUUACUUGGUAUCCAGUUGGAUGAGCUUUAUAACCAGUUUGAGGUUGGCCUUACUGGGUUUCAGGUGAAGGUAUUGCUGCCUGACAAACAUAAUGUUUCCUCUACACUGGUUAAGCUUGAUGCUUCCAUUGCACUUCGAUUGUGUGUAUUCCUAGAUGAACCAGUGCUAAAACAAUUGGAGGUCGGUUUUAUUGUGCCAUUUAUUGAUGUAUACCUCUCUCAGACAAUGUACAGUGCCAUUGUUAAUUUGCCUAGAAUGAAAGAAACUAACCUUGUCAAGAACAGUGUGUUUGAUAAUCCCAAGACACAUGGACACAAGAAAUCGGCCUUAAAUGUGUCUGUGUCUCUGAAGCUAGCCAAGUUGGGUUUACAGGUUGACCUUGAUGGUAAUUGUGAGGAAAGUUCAGGUCUCAUUGUUGGCAUUGAAGACAUUGAUAUCAGGUAUGCUAUCUGCGAAUUGUCAGACCUUUCUCUUGCCAUGAAGAUGGUCAAUGUUACUUCCAAUUAUUGGAAGGAUGAAUCAGAUUCACAUGUGCUAUGCUUAUCUGGGAACUUAACACGAUGUCCUGAAAAUUCUGUUGAAACUUGCUUGAAUCUGCAUUAUAGAACUCAUAAGCAUGAUGAUCAAAUGCAUCAUAUAUACCAGCUGAAUUUAUGUGAUGUUGAUCUGCAUGUUAACCCAUCUGUUAUUGGUCAGAUACAGACGUUUUUGAGAAAACUUGAUUCAGGACCUUCAGUUGGCAGUGAUGUUGAAUCCACAAUGAUUGGUCAGAGUUCCAUGAAAUCCGGGGCAACUAAUGGCAUACUUCCCAAGUUUUCCUUGUCAAAUUUAUGUGGUGCAGAUGGCACAGUAUUCGCAGGAGUUUCUGUUGACCACUUCCCCUUUUUAGUUGCAGAUUACUGUUGUGGAUAUAGUUUUGGGUGCUUAGGAGCUCAAGAUGUUGAAGCACAAGAAAGUUUAUACUCAAAGAAUGAGCAAUGUCAUGACACUUCAGGUGUGAAUGGUUAUCAUGCAUCAGAUCUUGCCAGCAAUACACACGGUAAAACCCAGCAUUCAAAUUGUUCAUCCACCUCAUCAAAUGACCCCAAGAAUGCCAGCAGAACUGUUCUGGAUCUAUCACUUAUUUCUGUUAGAGUACAUUUUCCUGAAUCAUGUGGUACUUUAGCAACAAUAACCAUUCCUGAAUCUAUAUCAGCACUCACUUAUUUUGAUGCAAGCUCAUGGGACUUACUACUGUCUGCUAAAAAUUUGACUCUUGCUUCACCAUGGACUCCACCAAAUAUCCAUGAGCUGCUCUGGGGCACAUCUUCACAUCGCAAUGCUAGUGCACUCAACGUUCGAGUUAAAAAGGACUUACCUGCACUGUCAACCGAAGUAUGUGUUGGAAUUCAAAAUGUUUGUUGUGUAUUGCCAUCCAAGUUACUGGCUAUGUUUGUUGGAUUCUUUUUGUUGGAUGAUUGGAAUCCUAUUGCAGAACAGGAAUUCCCUGUGGCAGGUAACAAUCUUGAGUGCUUGGGAGAAUCACAUGACUGUGUAACAUACAAAUUUGAGAUCAGUGAUUGUGUUGUAAUUUUUCCUGUGAAAGAGCAAGAUUUCUUUUGUCUAAAGCUGGAGGUUCCACAUUUUUUCUGUGAGUUCAUUGCAACUGGAAGCUCUGUAGAAUUUGCAAAGCGUAUCCCCAAAGAAUUCUUCAGUUCGGAGUGCAUAGUUUCCAGAAGAGUUGAUGUCAUCUGCAUAUAUGCAAGAAAUGCAUCCAUAUCACUUCUAAUUGUCAGCGACCAUACAGAUUUUGUGCUGAAGCUUGAUGAGAGCGUUCCUAAGAGAAUCCAUUCUCUUAUUGAAAAGCUUGAUGCUGGCAUAUGGAUUCAGGUUCCUUGCAAAGAUAUACCAUACUCCCAGCAGCCUACUUUACCCACCUCAAUUAUGAGCAAAAUAUCACGAUGCAACUUGAUUGCCGAAGAUCUAUAUUUUAUAAAUGGGAUGGAGACAGUUAUUGGUGUUGUUGACCAGUUGAUUUCGAUCGGCAAUGAAAGUAAAAUGUACAAAGGCAAUGCCUUGCAGUUUUUAGAUCAUAGAAGUUUCUACGAGGGCAACCCUGACCCUAAUGAGUGUACCAAUCUCACUAUUUCGAUCAAGGAUCUGAUGAUUCUCUUGGGUCAGUCUAAAGAUAAAGUGGCACUGGAGAGGAUUGCCACUGCAAACAUGGAGUUUGAUGUUUCUGCUGUACUAGUUGGUGAAAAACCAGAGCACAUGAACUUUGAUGUUGUUUCUUUAACGCUGCAGUCAUCCGGUGGUUACACUCUCAUCUCCAUUGUUUCCGAUGGGCCAUUAUCUCCUGUUUUCGUCAAGUUUACAAAGCACCAUGCUGGACAAGAUGAGAUAUUACUAAGUGUACCCCUUUUCGAGGUCUGGUUAUAUUUACAGGAUUGGAAUACGAUUAUCAAUCAUUCCCAUUCAUAUGUGAAAACAGACGUAAACAGUACGCCUGUGGAGCAUGCAGCUGCUUUGUCUCAGUUUCCAGAAACGGCAUCAUCACCACUUAUUGCAUCAGAAUUUGGUUCGCCAGAUGACUUCAACUUAGUGCUAACAUGUGAAACUAUUGCUGGUGUACUCCAUAUACCUAUCUGGGGGAAAGAAGAAAAUCACACAAGCAAUCACAUGGGUGUGACUCCUUUUCCAAUGGAAGUGGGCACUCAUCAUGAGGCAGAUGAUAUUCAAUAUUGUGAACCAAAAGUUUGCAAGUUUGUCACCUUAACUUUUGAGAGUAAACAUUUUGUGAUGAUGUCAGGUGAUAGCUGCACGAAUUUUAAAUGUGAUUUAGAGAGAUUGAAGGUAAUGCUGGAAAUGAUUCAAGAGAAUAAGGGUACCUCUGUUCCAUUUGUGCAUAUAUCUAAGGUUAAAUCUUCUGGUUAUGUUCAUCAAUCAGAAAGGAAUUUGGAACAUGUUUCUGUUGACCUACAAGCUGAAUACAUGGAUGUUAGUUUUUCACACCAGAUAUUUAACUUCUGGCAUAAUAUGGAACUCAAAUUUCCUGCUGCAUCAUCUGCAUCCUCUUUUUAUUCCGUGGCAUUCAAGGCAGGAUUGAGGAAAGGGUCUCUUCUGCUAAAUGAUGGAAGGUGGGGCAGUCAUGGACCUGUAAUAGAGAUCUUAUUGAAGAAUUUAACUGUGCAGUUUAGUCAAAUGAAGGAUAGGACAGAAAUUUCUGCUUUUGUUGACCUUUUAGUAAAUUACAAUAACAUUGACAAGGUUAUGUGGGAACCUUUUGUAGAACCCUCAAGAUUUCAGUUACAUAUGCUAAGAAAAUGUGGUGAUUGUGGACUGGAUCUAUCACCCAGUACUGAUGUGUGUUUAAGUUCAAGCAAGCAGCUUAAUCUGAAUAUAUCAGAACCCUUAAUUGAGGCUAUCCUCAGACUUAGCCAGAUGAUUACAGAUUCUCUUGAUCCAAGUAAUGGUAGUGGUCUUCGGGAAGAUCCUGGAAUCUUGACAUUAAGCCAUGAUGAUGUUCGUACCAGAAGAUAUGCGCCAUACAUUCUCUCGAAUGACACAUCAUUGCCCUUUAGGUUCAAGGUGUACCGUGGUGCUGUUAAUUCAGAUGAUGUUGACAGUUUCUCUGUAAUAGAUGAAAACUCUGUACCGGCAGGGUAUGCUGUCCCAAUUUACGUCAAAGAAACUCUUGAUGAUUUUUUCUUCCAACACAGAGAAGCGCGAUCGUCAGACCAUCUCAUCGAGAAACGAAUGAGUGCUGUAUCACACUAUAUGAUCUCCAUAGAGUUUGAUGGAACGUCAGGCCCUUCAAAGCCAAUGUCAAUGGACCUUGUGGGCAUUUACUUCUUUGAAGUAAAUUUCUCUUCAAGUAAAAAGCCAAUUCUCGGCGAAGAAAGUUUAGGAGCAUUUUCGUCUAAUGGAAAAGGCAACGAUGGGUUAAUUGUGCCUGUGGUGCUCGAUGUUUCCUUACAGAACUACAGCAAGCGUAUACGAGUUUACUCAACGGUAAUACUAUACAAUGCAACAUCAAUGCCCCUCGAAUUGAGGUUCGAUAUACCAUUUGGUCUUACAUCAAAGGUAAUAGGGCCCAUUCCUCCAAACAAAGAAAUUCCACUGCCGGUUCAUUUGUCUGAAGCUGGCCAGAUUAGGUGGCAUCCUGCUGGCAGAACAUACUUGUGGAGUGAAACGCGUUCCUUGUCAAGUUUACUUUCACGUGAAAGCAGGGUUGGGUUCAUGAAAUCAUCUGUUUGCUAUCCUUCUCACCCUAGUAAUGAUCCAUUUCGUUGUUGUGUAUCUGUUGAAGAAUACAAUGUCCCUUCAUCCGUUAGUACCCAGAAAGGCCAGUUGUGCAGUGAAAGAUUGAACACACAAGUUUCUGGAAGUUCUACUCCAAAUAUUUUUAAGCAAAAUUUGACAAGGACACAUUUUAUACGGCAUGUCAAGCUUAAUACUCCGCUUCUCAUAAAGAACUAUCUCCCUGUUUGCAUUUCCUUGGCAAUAGAUAAUGGUGGGUCUGCACGAGUAGUUUCGCUAAAGGAGGUAGGGUCUGCCUCUAUUUUUUUUGUUGAUCCCUCCAACGAUCUUGGAAUUACAAUUGAUAUCCAAGAUUAUAGGUCCUUGAACAUAAAGUUUCCCCGGGCUGAAUCAUUAUCUACUGCAGCAAAGUCAAAUGGCUUCAAAUUCUCCAUAACAGAGUCGAUUACUUUCUACUCGAAUUUGUCGAAUUCUCCUCUUAAUGUUAUGCUGGAAAAAUCAAUGGAUGCUCGUUCUGGCGCAAGGGAGUUGUAUCUUUCUGUUCCAUUCUUGUUGUACAAUUGCACAGAUCUAUUGCUUACUGUCACUGAAAGCAGCUCUGAGAGGAGUGGGUCCACCCUUGUGAUUCCUCCUAGUUUUGAGUUGGAUGGACAUGCAAAACAUUUGCUUGAAAAAAGUGGUCUUUCUCUUGUUGAUCCAUCUGUACAGUGCUUUACAGGCAAAAUGCCCCAGUUAGAUUUGAUUGAUGGACGCUGCUCUUCUUCAGAGAUAAGCUGCACCAGUAACAGUGAGUCUGUAAAGAAAGAUUUUGACAAUGGUGUUAAAGCUUAUAUGUUUGCUCCUGAUGGGCACACUCCAGCAACUGAACUUUCAGUUAAGUUGAAUGCUUCUCCGCCUAAUAAUGGAACUGAAACAACUCGGCGAAAUUGGUCAAAUACAUUCCUCCUUGUCCCUGCCAGUGGUUCAACAAAUGUUACUAUUCCCCAGUCAUCUACUUCUGGUGCCUUCUUAGUUGCAGUGGCAUCUAUACCUGUUUCAACAGAACUUUUUGGGAGGACAAGGGCUAUUGCUUUCAGGCCAAGAUAUGUCAUAUGUAAUGCAUGCAGCAAUGAUUUGUUCUUUCGACAAAAAGGAACACGAUUUUCUAAGCACUUACGUUCUGGGCAACACUCUUUCCUUCACUGGUCUGAUACAGCAAGAGAGUUGCUGGUCUCCGUUCGGUUUGAUGGCCCAGGAUGGCAAUGGUCAGGAAGUUUUUUCCCUGACCACCUGGGAGAUGCUCAAUUGAAAAUGCGGAAUAGUGCCUCAGGUUUAUCAUAUAUGGUUCGAGUUGAAGUGCAAAAUGCCGAUCUAGACGUAUACAGCAAGAGAUUUUCUGGAAAAAAUAAUGUCAAUACUGGUACAGUACUGAUUCUGCUAUCUGAUGAUAAGACUGGUUUUGUACCUUACAGGAUCGACAAUUUUUCAAUGGAGAAACUGCGGAUAUAUCAACAGAGAUGUGAAUCUAUUGAAACAAUUGUUUAUCCCUACACAUCCUGUCAAUAUUCUUGGGAUGAGCCUUGCUAUCCUCAUCGCCUUACUGUUGAGAUUCCUGGAGAACGAAGUUUGGGUACAUUCAAUCUGGACAUUCUCAAUGAUGAUGUUCAUGUGUCGCUACCUUCUACAUCCGAGAAAGCUGAAAGACAAUUCUGCAUCUCAAUACAUGCGGAAGGAGCGAUUAAGGUGCUAAGUGUUCUUGAUUCAAAUUGCCACAAUACGGAAACAAAAGAAAAGAAUUUUCUGGGAUCAAAGGAACCUAAAGUUGCUGAUCACAAACUGGAGCUUGAUAUGAAUUUUGCUGAAGUUAUCAAAAUACACUUACCAUUCAUCGGGAUAUCUCUAAUAAGUUCUUCUCCACAGGAAUUGUUGUUUGCUUCUGCCAAGGAGAUGACAGUUGUUGCCAUGCAGAGUUUAGAUCAGCAGAGAUUUACAGCUCAAAUACAAUCUAUGCAAAUUGAUAAUCAGUUCCCUGAUAGCCCACACCCUGUCAUGUUGUCAUUUGAGGGCAGUCAUAAGGGAAAAUCCAUGAACUUUUUUAAGAGUAAAGAUACUAAGCUGAAAUCAGCAAAUGACAUUCUUUCCAAUACUACAGAGCCUGUGCUGCAAUUUGCUGCAGCUAAAUGGAGAACCAGAGAUGUAUCAUUUGUUUCCUACCAAUAUAUAAACAUAAGCGUAGCUCCUGUUCGCCUUGAACUUGAAGAACGACUUGUCUUGAGCAUGAUUGAUUUUUUUAGAUCUGUUUCCUCUAGAAUAAAUAUUGGACACUUAGAGAAAAGUCUUGAGCUAAGUAUUUUAGGUGGUGCUACGGACAUGUUAAGAGAAUAUGAAAAAAUCUCAAAGAAUAUAUCAGACAAGCUCCUGGUGCAAGACAGUGAAUUGUUGCCUUCUGUUGUCCCAGUUGGUGCUCCAUGGCAACAGAUACACCUUUUAGCCAGAAAGCAGAAAAAGGUGUACAUUGAGUUGUUUCAGUUGACUCCUGUCAAGUUGACUUUCAGUUUUACGAGCACACCUUGGCUCAAUAGGAAUGAAGGUGGUUCAGACCCCAGCAUAGGUUUCAACAACACUACUGCAAUCCAGAGAGGUCUUAUGGCCCUCUUAGAUGUUGAAGGAGUACCAGUUUACCUUGGAGAAAUUAUUGCGGAAAAUCUUAUGGCCAGCUGGCAAUCUGUUCAGGACAUUCUUGUGAGGCAUUAUAGCAGGCAAAUCCUCCACGAACUUUAUAAGGUUUUGGGUUCUGCUGGCGUUAUAGGAAAUCCUAUGGGUUUUGCUAGGAAUGUUGGGUUUGGUCUAAAGGACUUCAUAUCUGCUUCAAGAAAAGGGAAAUUGCAGAGCCCAGUUGAACUAUUAAACGGUAUAGCACAAGGUUCAAAAACUCUUAUUGGAAGUACAGUUUAUGCAGUCAGCAGCGCCACUUCUCACUUCAGUAAAACUGCUUAUAAGGGCCUUGUUGCCUUUACAUAUGAUGAGCAAGCUGCUUCGAAGAUGGAAGAACGGGAAAGACAGCUAGGUUUGCAUGGGGAAGGAGUACUGAAUGGUUUUCUAGAGGGUCUGACUGGGCUCCUUCAAUCACCGAUCAGGGGAGCUGAGAAACAUGGUCUUCCCGGGGUCAUCUCAGGUUUAGCAAUGGGAACAGCUGGCCUUGUGGCACGGCCUAUGGCUAGCAUUCUUGAAGCCACAGGCAGAACUGCCCAGAGCAUAAGAAACCGAAGCAACCCUCAUGAAUCCAACUAUUUGCGAGUCCGUUUCCCCAGGCCUGUUGCCAGAGAUCACCCUUUGCUCCCAUACUCCUGGGAUGAAGCCAUCGGUGUAUCGUUGCUUGCCCAAGCUGAGAGUGGUAGACUAAAGGAGGAGACAUUUGUCAUGUGCAAGACACUCAAGGGGGCUGGGAAGUUCCUUGUGCUAACUGAGAAGCUGCUUCUACUAGUCUCAAGUCCAUAUUUAGUGGAUCUAGGAUCACCUCAGUUUGUUGGUGUUCCUCCUGACCCACAGUGGUCAAUCGACACAGAGAUGCACCUCAAGAGCGUUGUUCAUCUGGACAGGUCUCAGGAGGUAGUGAACAUUGUUGGGAGCAAUGGACAGACUUCACCUAGGGACAAAAGAGGUGGCACGAGAAACAGGGUCAUGAGCUCGGCCUUUGCCCCCCUGUUUCACCUCAGCAUCGAGCUCCCAAAUGAUGAGGAUGCAGAAGGGACGGUGCAGGUCCUACAGGCACUCAUCGAGAAGGGGAAGGCACGGAGGUGGGACAAGAACAUCCUACACCGAAGCAACAUCAGUUGA
Miscanthus lutarioriparius is the source of this 10173-nucleotide messenger RNA. Lineage: Eukaryota; Viridiplantae; Streptophyta; Magnoliopsida; Poales; Poaceae. The record is from the annotation of a GenBank genome assembly.